Messenger RNA from Toxotes jaculatrix (banded archerfish), 1106 nucleotides. It is a transcript of the gene ca10a, whose product is annotated as carbonic anhydrase Xa. Gene Ontology annotation, molecular function: zinc ion binding; carbonate dehydratase activity. The transcript has 10 exons. Lineage: Eukaryota; Metazoa; Chordata; Actinopteri; Toxotidae. The coding region runs from base 42 to 1106 and encodes 354 amino acids. The record is from RefSeq and is a predicted model, not a curated record.
UCUCUAACCUGCGCGUGAUGUACGUGGAAUGAAAAUAGAGGAUGGAUAUAAUCUGGGAACUACUCAUCAUUCUUCAAGCCAAUUUUAUUGUGUGCAUAUCAGCACAGCCGAAUCCGCCGAAAAUUCACGAAGGAUGGUGGGCGUACAAGGAGGUGGUGCAGGGGAGCUUUGUUCCAGUGCCGUCGUUCUGGGGGCUGGUAAACUCGGCCUGGAACCUGUGCUCGGUGGGGAAGAGGCAGUCGCCAGUUAACAUCGAGACCAGCCACAUGAUCUUUGACCCCUUCCUCACGCCCAUAAAGCUGAACACAGGUGGACGCAAGACCAAACAGCAUUGUUUUUAUUUAUUUAUCACUUCUCUUUGCCAUCACCUUCUUUCUGCUUCAUCUGUUCUUCCUCAGGUGGGAGGGACGAUGUACAACACGGGCCGCCAUGUCUCUCUGCGAUUGGACAAGGAGCAUCUGGUUAACAUCUCUGGAGGGCCAAUGACGUACAGCCAUCGUCUGGAGGAGAUCCGGCUACACUUUGGAAGCGAGGACGGCCAGGGCUCUGAACACCUGCUGAACGGACAGGCCUUCUCUGGGGAGGUUCAGCUGAUCCACUACAAUCAUGAGCUGUACACAAAUUAUACAGAAGCUGCUAAAAGCCCCAACGGACUGGUCAUAGUCUCCAUAUUCAUGAAGAUUGCCGAGACAUCGAACUCAUUCCUGAAUCGAAUGCUGAACAGAGACACCAUCACAAGAAUAACAUAUAAAAAUGAUGCGUAUCUACUGACCGGCCUGAACAUAGAGGAGAUUUACCCGGAGACGAGUAGUUUUAUCACAUAUGAUGGAUCGAUGACCAUCCCUCCAUGCUUUGAGACGGCCACAUGGAUCCUGAUGAACAAGCCGGUGUACCUCACACGUAUGCAGAUGCACUCCUUGCGCCUGCUGAGCCAGAACCAGCCGUCUCAGAUUUUCCUCAGCAUGAGCGACAACGUUCGCCCGGUCCAGCCGCUGAACAACCGCUGCAUCCGCACCAAUAUCAACUUCAACAUGCAGGGCAAGGACUGCCCCAACAACAGGGCUCAGAAGCUCCAAUACCGAGUGAACGAGUGGUUGCUAAAGUAG